AUGUACAAACUGUCUCAAAUAAUCGACGCGACACGGGAGAGUCUCGACGCGGACUCAUCCUUACGCCAGCCGCAUUCCCCAUUGACUAUUAAUACCUCCGCGCCGGCCUCGCCUGCCGUCUCUUUGUUCUCCGCGGGCCACAACCGGGUCUCCAGCUCUGUCUCUUCCCUCGUGUCUUCAUCGGGUCUGGGGAAUUCAAUGGAAAGUCCCAGUCGGAGUCAUUUGACCGGAGUCAAGGAAGAGGAAUGCACGCGCGACUCGUUGGAAGAUCAUUAUUUCCGUAUGUGCCAAUCGCCGCCGCGAAAACUCCCCGGUCAUACUGCAGUUGCUAACCUAGGCUUUCCUAUAGAGCAUUUCGACUCCGGCAUGUCGGCGGAAGAGUCAUACUUUGCUCCUAUUGAUAACUCGGAUAGUUACGAUCUGAGCGAUACUGGCAUGGAGACUGCCCCAUCACCGAAAAAGAGACGCUCAGGCUCAGAAAGCGCGUCAUUCAAGGGCGUCUCGCGCAUUAAUUCGCACAUCUCGACCAUGUCGGCACGGUGGAAGAACAAGCGAUCCUCCAGUGGCGCAGAAGGCGAUAUUUUCCCGGAUGAUCUACGAUCGCGCGCGAACUCGGCGGCCUCCUCCGCCUUGGCAAGCCCCAUCACUGGCUCCAUGCCAAUGAGCCGGGUCGACUCUAUCCCCCCUUCUCCCGCGCGAACGAUCUUCGAGGAACGCCUGAGCGAGUCCGGCACGCGCCCAAUUGAUAUCACCCGAGCGAACAGUCUCAGCCAGGAUGACAACGAUGGGCAGAAAGCGACGACCCCUCUCCUACCACCGUUCAUGGGAGACGACCCAACCAGCGUUGUGGCAUCCCGUGUCCAAUCACCCCUGCAGUCUCCGUCCGUCGCAGACGCAAGCGAACCACACUUUAACUAUAAUGUGACCUCGGACCCGCGGUUUAUGGGAAUUCUUCCCUCGCCACCACUCUCGUCUAAGCCUUCCGUGGCCUCCUUCAACAGGCCCCGAGCCAGCACCGUGCGCACAGUCUCAGGCGACGCAACUCCCCUCGUACUCUCUGAUCCCAACGAUGAGUGGGCCAACAAACUCGGGCACGCCAACUUCACCAUCACGCCUGAGCCUUACGACCCUGUGGUUUGCGAUAUCGGCAAUUUCCGACAGAUGCGUGCAGACUGGGACAUUGCGCGUUGCAACUUUGCCAAGCACCUUGUCCGCACUGGCGAACACUACGGCGUCACCUCGAACAUCUACAAGCUCACCAUCGAGAAAUGGGAAUCAAUCAACCGCGAGUGGGCAACGCAGCACGAGGCCAUGCGCGACCAGCUUAGCGCUGUAGAUGGUGUUGCUCUUACGCUCACCCAGUCUAAUAUGCACCCCUGCCAGCAAGUCCGCAUCCCCCGUCUGCAUGACAACGACAAGUUCCCCGACAUGGGGGAUGAGGAUAUUGUCGGCCCAAUGACUGUGGCACCGGCUACGGAGAUUGCAGGUCCCUGCCGUUCUGAGAAAAAGAGGAAUUUCUUCCGCUUUUUCCAGGACUUGGUCUCCCGAACUUGA
This is a messenger RNA of Penicillium mononematosum, 1554 nucleotides long. RefSeq lists its product as uncharacterized. NCBI's taxonomy places the organism in Eukaryota, Fungi, Ascomycota, Eurotiomycetes, Eurotiales, Aspergillaceae. The record is from RefSeq and is a predicted model, not a curated record. Bases 1 to 1554 code for a protein of 517 amino acids. The transcript has a single exon.